Fusarium sp. VM40 is the source of this 2739-nucleotide messenger RNA. The record is from the annotation of a GenBank genome assembly. NCBI's taxonomy places the organism in Eukaryota, Fungi, Ascomycota, Sordariomycetes, Hypocreales, Nectriaceae.
AUGUCCUCCAAGGACCAAGACAUCGACGUCCCCGCCGAUGAGCGAUCGCAAGAAAAGAUACGCCGCUCAAAAUCCGAACGAAAGGACCGCAAAGACCGCGACCGAGAUCAUGAUCGAGAAAAGGAUAAGGACCCCGAGCGUCGCCGACAUCGCACCUCACGACCUUCUAGAAGCAAGCUCAGCGAGGGCAGCGAUACUAUUUCUCACACAUCCAGUCGUCGCCAUCGUCACCGCAAGGAAAGGGACAGCGAUGAGCAUCAGCGCCGCCAUCACCGCACAGCCUCGACCAGCGAUUUGGCCAGCUCGGACAUGGCUAGAACGUCCACAGCAGCCACUUCCUUUCUAUCUGAGCGCAUUCAAAGGCCUUACCCAUCUUUCAGCAAGGCACACAGUAAGGAGGCUAUCGUUAGUCGCGAUUCUUUAGCAUUGCCUCCUCAGCAUAGCCCCGGCCCCCCUACUCCUGAACCCACAGAUGUUGCGGCUUCUGAGCCGUCGAAAUCUCGCAAGGGAUCCGAUACCAGCAAGCCGGAUGCGCCACCUAGUCCACCCCGAACUGACUUGGAUGCGGACAAGGAUGCCGAAGAGCCUACUGUGUAUGAGACGACGCCAGAUGAGCCUUUGAGAGAGGAACCUGCCGAAGAAGAAACACCAAAGGUUGAAACACCCAGAAGUGGAACCCCUCGAGUUCGGACACCAACAGAAGAAUAUCAGACCGAAGAAUCUGUUCUCGAUAAGCCAAAGUCGAGACAUUCCGGUCACUCACGAUCAGCAUCACGACACGAGGAACGCUCCCGAGUUAGUCGCCGGUCUGGAUCCUCGAGCCAAGCUACCUAUGUCAAAUCCUCAGCGAUUCGUCCUGGAGACAAGCUUCGCCGCUCUGAUUCGCGAACAUCUAGUUCCUCCCAUCGCUCAGUACAUCGAACUUCCUCUACCCGAAGUCGCAGAAAGUAUGAGGUAGAUGGCGCCUCCUCUCCUUCAAGCGCUCAAGAUUCAUCUCCCAGGACACCAACCCAGGCUCCUUUCCCUCACGGAUACCCCGAUACCAAACGCGAGACCCCUUCCGUUGUCGACGUUCAAGACAUUGACUCAAACUUGCAUUCAAAAACGGCGACGCCUGCAUCCGCUUUUGGUAUUGCUCCUCCACCUCCACCCCCGCCGCCUGCGCUCGACGUGCAUGAUAUGCCGCGUGUGGACUAUUUGCUUCAAAACGGUGGUCUAGCUUAUACAGCCCCUAAAAACUUUCUCUCUGUGCUGCCUCGCCAAAACGGCACACGCCCUUCUAACCCUCCUAUGGUCGGUACGGACACCCUAUUUGCUCCAUUUCAUAACCUGCUCGACCAGUACAACACAGUACUCGGUAAGCAGGGCUCAAUUGCUGUCGCUACUGGCCAUCGUUCCGUGGCUCGUAGGUUGCUAGACCGCCUCGAGAACGUCUUCUCUCGCGACCUACCUCCUCAUGGCUGCACUUGUAUUAUGUGCGAUAACCCUCACGAAAUUCAUGAUGGCCUCAACUGGGGCGAUGUUUUGGAGUGGGUGAGUGGCCGCAUUGAACUCCCGCAAUGGCCUCCUUUCGAUCUUGCCGAAGUCGGCACCAAGGCUGCCGAAAUCUCCGGUGAUGUACCUCCUCGACCUGCAUCACCCGUCCAACUAGAUCCAGAUAUUGCGGAGGAGUUUAGAGAGCACUACCUUCGUCAGUCGAAGAAGGUCCGAACUGCUGUCGACCGAUGGCUAUCCAACACUGGAGAAACCCCAGUGCCACCUCCUCAGGACGUUGACGAUGAGACUUUGUCUUUUGCUAUCCUUACGAACCUUGAAGCUGAGGACCGCCCUUACUUCAACGCUAUUAUGACCGGCUCGAAGGAGUUGCGGUCAUCUGUUCGUGCUCCCACGCCAGGACAUCGACCUCGAACAGACUUGCUCAUCAAGACUGGCCUUGCACUACAGCGGCUUUACAGACUGUCUCAGGCACCACGAGAUGCCGAGUCGGCUACGUACUUGGUCAAGAACCCACAUACUCACGACCUACUGGUUGCACUUUCCAACAUUAACAAUUCGGAAUGGGAGAUUCUCACUUCUGGUCGAUUCGAUGGCUUCCUCUGGUCUGGAGCUGAUGACGAUGUGUCACAUACACCUCAUUCUGAGUCGCGGGGUCCUACCCCUGCCAGUGCUUAUUACAAUACGCGAACGAUGAGCCCUGGGCCCCGAGCUUCUUCUUCGUUUAGCUCGAGAAACACAACUCCAUUCUCGGUUUACUCAAGAGGCACGACACCGGCCUCAUUUGUUAGCGUCAACACUACUGGGAUCCCUGGAUCCCGACAGGCUGUUUCGAACGAUGAGGAGAUGGAAAUGGCUGCCAUUGCAGAGAUUGAGCGAGAAAUCUACAAGGGCAUGGAGACCCUGGAAGAUGCCUUCGAGAAAUUACACAAAAAGGCUGAAGUGGUCCGCAAUGCGCUACGCCAACGAGGUGCCGGAUUGAUGCAAAACUUGCAAAAUCGCCGUCGUAUUGAUGUUCUGUCAGGCCCCAACUCUGGCAACUCGCAGGCAUCAGGCUACGAACGCCCAGCUUGGGCUGGGGACGACGAUCGUGAACCAGGCAGCGACGAAGACUGGGCAUUCGACGAUGUCGACAUUAUGCCUGACGAUUCAGCGAGCAACAUCAGCAGCUCGCGACAUCGACGACCCAAGAGGCGUACGGAGCGACGAACACCCGCCCCAAUUAACGAAGAGGAUGAGGAUUAA